GAUGGACCUGAUAUGGCUGAGAUCCAGAAAUUCAAUAAGUCAAAACUGAAGAAGACAGAAAUGCAAGGGAAAAAUCUACUGCCUUCCAAAGAAAUGAUCGAACAGAAGAAGCAAGCAGGCGAAUCACAAUGA
This is a messenger RNA of Cynocephalus volans (Philippine flying lemur), 132 nucleotides long. Its product is annotated as thymosin beta-4-like. Lineage: Eukaryota; Metazoa; Chordata; Mammalia; Dermoptera; Cynocephalidae. Gene Ontology annotation, cellular component: cytoplasm. The transcript has a single exon. The record is from RefSeq and is a predicted model, not a curated record. Gene Ontology annotation, molecular function: actin monomer binding. The coding region runs from base 13 to 132 and encodes 39 amino acids. Gene Ontology annotation, biological process: actin filament organization; regulation of cell migration.